GGGAGGGGGGGGGGUGCUUGGUGUGGGAGGCGGUUCUGACGGCUUGUGCGACCGUCGAGGGGGCUUUUUCGUGACUGUCUCGCCACAGGAAAAGAAAGAGCGAGAAAUAUAUAAAGAUAAAAUAAUAUCUCGGUAGCCCGCGUCUCUCAGGCCCGUCAACAUGAGCGGCGGCACGCCGUACAUCGGCAGCAAGAUCAGCCUCAUCUCCAAGGCUCAGAUUCGCUACGAGGGCAUCUUGUACACAAUCGACACGGACAACUCGACCGUGGCCCUGGCCAAGGUGCGAUCAUUUGGUACAGAAGAUCGGCCCACUGACAGACCAAUUGCCCCACGAGAUGAAAUCUAUGAAUACAUCAUCUUUCGUGGUAGUGAUAUCAAAGAUAUUACUGUGUGCGAACCUCCAAAACCUCAACCUCAGGAUCCUGCCAUUGUACAGUCUUCCCUCAGCACUUCGACAAAUGCUUCAUUUCAACCCCCUGCGUCAUACAGUCCUUUCCGUAGUAUGACUCCAUACAGCCAGUUUGCUGGAGGAUCCUUGGUUGGCCAACAAUAUGGUGCUUCUGUGGGUUUAGGAUGUUCAACACCCAUUCAAAUCACAACUGUUUCUCACUCCAGUACUGAUAGUCCUCCCUCACCUCAACCAGCCUUUACAAAGCUUGAAAUACCACCCGAACCAGCACCUUUGCAGAAAAGCCAACUGAUUUCUCAGGCAGCUACUGGUUUUCCAUUUUUGCCACCAAGACAAAGUCCUAUGGUGGAACAAGGUGUGCAGACAAGUCCCACAGAGGGCCUUAAUCAGAAGAACCUUCAACAAGAUAAAAUCCCUACCAGUAUAAAUCAGCAAUCCAUUGGACUGGAGCAAAGGAAAGUUAUCCCACAGUCUCUCACACAAAGUCGAGCUCAAGUGAAUGAUGAGAAUAAAAAGCCUCAGCCUCAAAGGAGACGGUCAGGCAAUAGAAGAGUCAGAAACCGUGGAAGAGGACAAAACUUUUCAGGAAAUAAUAAAGAAGCAACCAUGAAGUUUGAAGGGGACUUUGAUUUUGAAAGUGCAAAUGCUCAGUUUAAUAAGGAGGAGUUUGAAAAGGAGUUCCAAAACAAAUUAAAAAUAAAAGGGCUCGCAGUCUCGGGAGAGGCCGAGUUGGGAGCUCCAACGACGCAGAAGGUUCGACAAGCCCCGACCCAAGGUCCUAUUGCUGGCGCGGAGGAGCUAUCAUCCCCCUCGAUGCAAGAGCUUGAUCGCCUUGAUGAGGAGACCCGCCGUUGGCUACGGGAGUCAAGAUCGUCUCGUCAAUGGAAGGCUCAAGUUCCCCGACUGCGGGAGAACAAAGAAGAUGACAUUGUACAUAAAGGAGACCUUAGCAUCCAGGAAGAGAAAGGAGAUUCAAUUGUUGAAUCACCAAGUCCUGAAGGAAAAAAGGAAGAGCCAUCUCUUGGGCCCAACUGUUAUUAUGAUAAAACAAAAUCAUUCUUUGAUAAUAUUUCUACUGAGCCAAAGACAAGGCGUACAUGGGCUGAAGAAAGAAAGCUUAAUACGGAAACGUUUGGAAUCUCUGCUAAGUUUCUUCAUGGACGAGGUUUCCGUGGAGGCUUUCGUGGUGGGAGAGGCCGUGGAGGCGGGAGAAGAACUUCUUCAAUGCCAAGGAAUAGUGGCGGCAGCAGGGUUUAGUAAGAAACUGCUGAGAAGAGUGGGUUUUUUUGAUUUUGUGUGUGUGUGUGUAUGCACAAAAGAAUUGGCACUACGCAUGUUACUUGUGAACUAAUGGAAAUACAUCUUUGUUUGAAUAAACCCAAAGGAGUAACUGGCAAGCUAGUUGUAAAAUACUGCUUCUGAUAUUCUGUCAAUUAAGUUUUGUAUUGACAUUUUGAGCUCCUUUACGCAGGAGAUGAAUGUUUUUUUUGGUUUAACUGUUUAACAGGUGAAGAAAUGAUUGUGUGAAACGGGCUUGUUUACACGGUUGUGCAGGGAAAGCUUAAUUUAUUAUUUUGAACAGUACUCUGUUCUAACUUGCUAAAUAUAGUUAGGAUUGACACCAACCCUCUAUCAGCGUAAGAAAAAUAUCUUGUAUCUUGAGUAUAAACAUUUCUCACCCAUGCAGAUUAACACCAAAUUCAUAUGGUACUGAAAGUUAAAACUUGUCUGUAAUGAGGGUAUAAUGAAUAAUAGUAAACAGAUAUGGCAUGAGGUUAUCGUGCUUCUUGUCUGCACUUGGAUUUGAGUAACUUUUUUUUAAGCAUCUUUCACAGUUUAAAACUUAUUUGCUAUAUCCUUGUAAUUGAAAGAAUUGUAACCAAUGGCUUAUUUUCAAGUGCUUUCUUAAGUUUACAAAGUUGGGAAUUGCUUUUCAUUUUAACCUCGUGUAUUUGCAAGGGUGAAAAUGACCUUUAAUCGUACAUUUGGCUGACACAGUAUUUUAUAUUGGUACCGUGUUCUGAUUCCUGGAGAUCUGUUAUAGGUCAGCUGGCUUUGUGCUUGCAUAGUGCUAAACUCGAUGUCCUCAAUUUCUUAGAUUUAAUCCAGUUCGUGUUCAUUGUGGACUUGUUUAAAAAAAAUUGAGCUGAAUUUGCAUCUGUGUGCUACAAGACUGCUUAGGAAUGUUGAUUUCCUAGAAUUAAUUAUAUUGUACCACUAUAAAAUACUAUAAAUGAACACAAUUUGAAAUCCGUUUGGACAUGAAUGCCAGCUUAGAUGGUGUAAAUAAUCACAACGGACUUUCAUCAAGAAGCCUUCAACAUGAGCCGCAGUGUUUAUUGAUAAUGAAGUUUGUGAUAAGCCAAUGAAAGCCAACUGCUAAGAAGAAUUAUUUCCAUGCCAUCGAUUGAUUCUUAAAAUUUCCUGGGAUGUAGCAUGUGCAUAAGUAUAGUUGAUUUUUGUCUGGCAAACAUCCAAUUUAUGAAUGUGCUGGACUUGUAUUUCUGUGAAACAUUUGAGCUCUUUUCUCCAUGCUAUAAGUACCAAGAAUUGCAUGGAAUACCAGAUAUGAAACUCAUUUGGACAUUCACUGCCGUGUGCAGACUAAAUAAUUAUUUUGAAAAAUGUACAGAAGUGAUCUGUAUAAAGCUAACAUUUUGACCGAUAUCUAUAGAUGUUUGAAUAUGUUGUAUCAUUUUUUUUUUUCAUUUAAAACAUCUUGGCACUUGUUGAUCUGGGAAGAGAUCACUGCCUUUGGUGGAUUCAUUGUUCAGGAUGCAAGCCUGUUAAUGUGCACACUUUUUGAAAAUUUGAAGACUGACAUGUCACAAAGCCAUGGUAACUGCACUCUUGUAGCAAUAAAUUGUGUGAAAUACACUUUAACAUUGGGCAAAUUUCCCAGUGAUUUAAUAAAUGAUAAGCAAAGA
Molecule: messenger RNA, 3336 nt
Organism: Amblyraja radiata (thorny skate)
Lineage: Eukaryota; Metazoa; Chordata; Chondrichthyes; Rajiformes; Rajidae
Gene: lsm14b
Product: LSM family member 14B
Exons: 11
Coding region: 161-1666 (501 amino acids)
Biological process (GO): P-body assembly; cytoplasmic stress granule assembly
Cellular component (GO): P-body
Molecular function (GO): mRNA binding
Source: RefSeq, a predicted model, not a curated record